AUGCCACAGCGACGCUGCACCCAAAGAGCAAACGCAGCCGACACAUGCACGGCAAGAUGCAUCCGGCAUGGUCGCUAUUGCAAUUUGUGUGUGUAGCGUGCCUACUGCGCAUCUUCACUGCUGCGUCGGCUGCUCCAUGUCCGCAAGGAUGCCUCUGUGUCGGAACGACCGUUCGAUGCAUGUUCCUCAAUUUGGACCACGUUCCCAGGGUUCCAGAGAACACAACCGUUCUUGACCUGCGCUUCAACCAAAUACAGCGCAUACCGGCGAACGCAUUUCAAGACCUACCCAACCUGGACACCCUGAUGCUGGACAGCAACCAGUUGCAGAUUGUUGAAAACCAGGCCUUCGAGAAGCUCAGGAACUUGAGACACUUGUUCCUCUCGAAGAACAGAAUCAGGCGCAUCGAAGAUGACGCGUUUUCAGGACUGCAACAGCUUGAACAAUUGUCUCUCCAGGAGAACGAGCUCGGGGAGAUAGCGGAGGCGCCGUUUCGGAUUCUGCUGUCUUUGGAGAGGCUGCACCUCAAUGACAACCAUAUACGCACGGUCCAGAAGGGAGCCCUGCAGAACCUCAGGCAGCUGAGACGUCU
Messenger RNA from Rhipicephalus microplus (southern cattle tick), 592 nucleotides. It is a transcript of the gene Pxn, whose product is annotated as Peroxidasin. NCBI's taxonomy places the organism in Eukaryota, Metazoa, Arthropoda, Arachnida, Ixodida, Ixodidae. The record is from RefSeq and is a predicted model, not a curated record. Gene Ontology annotation, biological process: response to oxidative stress. Gene Ontology annotation, molecular function: heme binding; protein binding; peroxidase activity.